GAAACCACAACACAGCAGGAAAUCCUUAUGGGAAAGAGAAAAAAUACAUGCACUGAUGGUGGGAAAAAUGUAAGUGACUACUCACCCCUUUUAAAGCAUCAGAGAAUCCACACAGGGGAAAGGUCCUAUGAAUGCAGUGAGUGUGGGAAAACCUUCAAUGGACGCUCAAACCUUGUUAGUCAUCAGAGAAUCCACACAGGGGAAAGGCCCUAUGCAUGCAGUGAGUGUGGAAAAAAGUUCACUCACAGAUCAGGCCUUUUUCAACAUCAGAGAAUCCACACAGGGGAGAGGCCCUAUGAAUGCAGUGAGUGUGGGAAAACUUUCAGUCAAUGCACAAACUUUGUUAGUCAUCAGAGAACGCACACAAGGGAGAGGCCCUAUGAAUGCAGUGAGUGUGGGAAAACCUUCAGUCAACACACAAACCUUGUUAUUCAUCAGAGAACCCACUCAGGGGAGAGGCCCUAUGCAUGCAGUGAGUGUGGGAAAAAGUUCACUCACAGAUCAGGCCUUUCUCAACAUCAGAGAAUCCACACAGGGGAGAGGCCCUAUGCAUGCAGUGAGUGUGGGAAAACCUUCAGCCAACACACAAACCUUGUUAGUCAUAAGAGAACCCACACAAGGGAGAGGCCCUAUGCAUGCAGUGAGUGUGGGAAAACCUUCAAUCGACGCUCAAACCUUGUUAGUCAUCAGAGAACCCAUACAGGGGAGAGGCCCUAUCAAUGCAGUGAGUGCGGGAAAACCUUCAAUGUACGCUCAAACCUUGUUAGUCAUCAGAGAAUCCACACAGGGGAGAGGCCCUAUGAAUGCAGUGAAUGUGGAAAAUACUUCACUAGCAGCUCAUCCCUUUCUGAACAUCAGAGAAUCCACAGAGAGGAGAGGCCCUAUGAAUGCAGUGAGUGUGGGAAAAACUUCACUUACAGAUCAGGCCUUGCUCAACAUCAGAGAACCCACACAGGAGAGAGGCCCUAUGAAUGCAGUGAGUGUGGGGAAAGCUUCACUAACAGAGCAGCUCAUCUUAAUCAUCAGAGAAUCCACACAGAGGAGAGGCCCUAUGAAUGCACUGAGUGUGGGAAAACCUCCUCUUGCCACUCAGCCCAUGUUAGGCAUCAGAGAAUCUGCAAGGGAGAUCAACACCAUAAAAGCCUCUAGGUCUAGUAAGACUUCUUUUUUUCAUUAAUACUUUGGCUGAUUCUCACACAGCAACUCUUGAAGCUGUUUGAACUGUUUGCAGCACCGUUAUCCCUCAGCUUGUCCAGAUGAGUGGCCCAUUUUGGCCUUUUAUAGGUCACCCUGUUUCAAGGUGGACCCAUUUGUCCUUUCUAUCAACUCCAUUGUCCCAUGAGUAAUUUGAGUGUGCCCUUCCUACUGGGAACCAGGGAACAUCACAUUCAUACCAUUCCUCCUAUUGGAAAGUUAUUGUUAGAGU
Messenger RNA from Mauremys reevesii (Reeves's turtle), 1426 nucleotides. Its product is annotated as zinc finger protein 418-like. The transcript has a single exon. The record is from RefSeq and is a predicted model, not a curated record. NCBI's taxonomy places the organism in Eukaryota, Metazoa, Chordata, Testudines, Geoemydidae. The coding region runs from base 28 to 1149 and encodes 373 amino acids.